Molecule: messenger RNA, 1431 nt
Organism: Pseudocercospora fijiensis CIRAD86
Lineage: Eukaryota; Fungi; Ascomycota; Dothideomycetes; Mycosphaerellales; Mycosphaerellaceae
Exons: 5
Coding region: 1-1431 (476 amino acids)
Biological process (GO): negative regulation of transcription by RNA polymerase II
Cellular component (GO): ESC/E(Z) complex
Molecular function (GO): protein binding; nucleosome binding
Source: RefSeq, a predicted model, not a curated record
AUGGCCUCACACACGCACGAGGUCUUUCCCAAGCUAGAUUGCUGCACCAAAUGGAUGAACGAACCAUCAGAUGAGACCAUCUUCGACGUGAAAUUCUACCCUUACGGCACUGAAGACGACGAGCAGAUUUUUGCUUUCACGGGAUCCACUGAUACGGUCGUAUGUCGUCCAAAGCGCGGCGCGGACCCGCCGUUUGAGAUAUUGAGGUGGUUUCGGGACAAGGAUGCCGACGCUUCCUACAACAGCCUUGUGUGGACGAAGUGUCCCGAAACGGGAACUCCAUGGCUCUGUAUCGCGGGCUCCGAACCAAAGCACAUCAAAAUUCUGAGCAUUGAGACUGGAAAGCCCGUGCGCACUCUCACCGGUCAUGGAAAGGGCAUCAAUGAUCUCGCAGUCUCGCCAUUGUCAACAGACCUUCUAGCAUCAUGUGCGGACGACGCAACGAUAAGGCUGUGGAACUUGGCGCGGCGGUUCGAAAAACAACCCUGUGUUGCAUUGUUUGGUGGAGCAGGGAAUCGGGCACCCGUCCUUGCCAUUCACUUUCAUCCGAACGGAAGGUGGCUCCUCUCGGGAGGUAUCGACACAGCAGUAUGCCUUUGGGCCGUGCCUGGGUGGGAGGAAUUGGAACGAGCUGAAGACUCUAGCAGAGCCAGUGAACCCUUGAUCGUCUACUACCCGCACUUCUUCUCCAAAGAAUUACACCCGAACUAUGUGGACUGCUUCGCAUUCUAUCACGACCUCAUCCUCUCCAAAGCAGCCAGGGCUGCGGACAGCGACAAAAAGAAAGGCGGCAACCAGAAUGAAAUUCUCCUUUGGAAAAUCGAUGGCUUCGACUCCGAUGAUCCACCGCCAGAAGAACCCCCAAUCCCAGAACCAGGCCACCAAACAAGAUCCUCUUUCCCGCACGACGAGAAAUUUCGGGGAUUCCGUCGUCUUCUUACCUUCAAGAUCCCGCACACCGACCGCUUCUACCACCGAUUCGGCCUACUCCAUACCCCCAAUGUGAGACCAAUCUUAUGCAUGGGCAACCAAGAAUCUCAAUACCUAUUCUGGGACAUGCAGCGAUUAGAAGAAGGCAUAGAUCCUCAAGACCGACCCCUCCCCAAACCCAAGAAACGCGGCAAGCAAAGAAAAGGCCCCGCACUACCUAGCGACUUACAAAAACGAAGCGAGAGCGUGGCGGAUAGUUCAUCCCGAGGAACACCCGAAGCAUCUACCACCACAGCAGCUACAGAAGAGCGAGAGUACACGCUCGGCGAUCCUUUCUUCCCCCUCGAAGCUCAUGAGAGUGUGACCGCCAACACAAAGCUUUCGGCCAGGACGCAUUUUGCCACUUCUCAGAUUGCUUGGAGUCCGGAUGCGACGGUUAUGGUUGGGGUUGGGGAUCGGGGGAUGAUUUGUGUUUUUUAUAGGGAGAAGAGGGGUGUUUGA